Molecule: messenger RNA, 789 nt
Organism: Lottia gigantea (owl limpet)
Lineage: Eukaryota; Metazoa; Mollusca; Gastropoda; Lottiidae
Exons: 7
Coding region: 1-789 (262 amino acids)
Biological process (GO): neuron projection development
Cellular component (GO): plasma membrane
Source: RefSeq, a predicted model, not a curated record
AUGGCAGGAUUCUAUGAUUGUAUUGGAAAGACACCGUUUGCCUCCCUGACAGCAACAAUAAUAUGUGUGAUAGGUGUGGCAGUGUUUUGUGGAUCACUGUACAGAGGAUUAAGUUUGAUAAUAGAAGGUGUUCUCAAUGAUCUCUUCGGCUUCAAUGUCAGCUGGUUAGAGGUCAUCCAAGUAGUGUUCAUCAUAUUAGCUGUAGCAAUGGCUGUAUUUGGUAUCAUUCUCCUGGUAUUUGGUUAUUUAGCAACUGGUGCCACCAGAGAAAACCUCUAUUCUGGAAAUAAAUGCAUAAUGGGAGGAAGAAUAUCUGCGGCCUUUUUUAUGGUAAUAUCAUAUGUAUUAAGUUUAGCCUGGAUAGCUAUAUUAUCAGUAGUUGUUGUACCUAUUAUAAUCUAUGCUGCCAUUAGUCAGAUAUGUAGCAUGGAGGUCUAUAGUCGUACCUCUUCCAGUUUUCACUAUUGUUUUAAUUUAACACAAUUUGGUGUAUAUCGUAAUGAAAGUUAUGGUAUGGGAGUUCAACCACCUGGUAAAGAAUAUCUAUGUGAACACUAUGAAGUUCGUAGAAUGUGUGAUAAGGUAUUAGAAGCUGGCCCACUAUUUUGUGUGGCUUAUUGUGGUGCUCUAUGUAUAGUAUUAGGACUGAUAAUAUUUAUGGUGACACUAGCAGCAAACUAUACCAGAAUAAAGAUAUCUAAAGAAUUAACUCAAUAUCGAGAUGCUGUUGAAAUGGAAGAAUUAGAUAUUAAUAGUUUAACAGAUAGAAAAACACCACUACCUAUUUAA